UUGCGCUGACUGCGUCAUUAGAGAACGUAAGGCACGUAGAGUUCAAGCUGAUGCUAAAAUUUGGCUUUCUUCGGUACAGAAUGUUUACUUUAACGUUUUUAGAGCGGCGAGAACCCAGGGAGGAAUUUCCGUGCUUCUUGUGGUAACAUCAUGACCGGAGCAGUUUCUGCGCCUUCACUGGGGACCCGUUUCUGCGUCUUUGUCUGCCCUCUGGCCGGAUUGCGGUUUUCUAGCUGCCCACAUAAACGGAAUGUGGCACAGAAGUGACCUGGAGGCUGGAUGUGAUUUCAGUAAAUCAGGUUCCAGCGUUUGCCCCCCAGGGUGGGUACCGGGACUCAACAGCCUUCCUACCUCCAGGAACAGGAUCCACGAUGGAAGCAGACAAAGUACGGUGUCUGACAGCGGUGACACAGGAAUUGGUACUUACUGCUCCGAUGGUGUGGAAGAAGACUGCUGUCCGGCUACUUCACCCCUGUCCCUCCAGACUGUCUCCCAGCAUCACAUGAGCCUAAAUGAAGAUGAUGACGGGCCUCCCAUUGGACUCGUCUCACCUUAUUCAUCCUCCUCAUACUGGACGCCUCAUUCGCCCCACAGUACAGGACACUGGAGUGGCUCUUGUCCCCUUAACAUGGCCUCCACACCUCCUGUAGGGGUACCAGGUGGUCUGGAAAUGAAGGACCAUAAGCCCCUCUGGAGAAGUUCCUCCUUCACCAAGUUGUCUUCAGCAACUGAUAAGAGCUCCUCCUGGGCAUCCGUCCAUAGUUACGGCCCAGGUAUUCAAGGCUCCCUGGAUAGAGGUCUGCUUUAUGGAUCUAGACUGAAAAACAAGGGUUCAAAACCAGACCUUUACCUGCCCGUAUCCUCCUCCAGGGUCUGCAGUAGCUUGCUGCUGCGCUCACCAGGUGCCAACCCUGGUCAUCGUUACCACCAUCGCGGCAGAUCCAACGAUUUGACACCAGACCUGCUCCUGUCUUCAGCUCAUUCCUCUCCAGCUAAACAGAACAGUCUGGGCCUGAGCUAUGCGGCCUUACCCGAGAGUAGACCUUCUGUAGGAGGGAGGCAGGUCUCUAGUUCCACCUCAUCCAACCAGGCUGACCCGCCUCUGGCACACAGCUUUGACAGCCUGUCUCCAAUUCAGCCAGCUGUUCGUACCCAGAUGUGGCUGACUGAGCAGAUGGAGCACAAGCCCCUAGUGGAUGAUGAAGGUGAACCCGGUCUGAUUCAUGGUUCUAGGACAGAAGGAUCUGAUCUAGAUGGGCUGUCGUCAUGGCACCAGGAGCUGAACCAGAUCUCACUUCCUGUUAGCAUCCUGGUGAAGGUCAAGGAGGGACUGCUGAGGCAGAGAGAACUGGAGAUUAACAGACAAAAGCUGCAGAUUUUGCAGCUUCACGCUCGGAUCAGAGAGAACGAGCUGCGAGUUAAGCAAGUCCUGCAGAGCCAGAGAGGUUUGUUUGAGGACUCCCUGAUCCUGAACAUAGAGGAGUCGGCACUCAGAAGACCAUGCCGACAGCCGUCAGACAGUUUGUGCUACGGUGAAGAUUUUGGUAGAAAAUUAUUAGUGGCUGAACUUGAAGUCCUCUAUCUGAACAAGUUCUUCAACCAAAUAACCCAAAAGUACACAGAGGACAUCCGAAAACUGGAGGAGAAGAUAAAAACAAGAGAUCGUUACAUCACCAGCCUGAAGAAGAAGUGUCAGAGAGAGUGUGAACAGAACCAGGACAAACGGCAGCGCAUCGAGACGCUGGAGAAAUACCUCUCCGACAUGCCCUCUUUAGAGGAGGUCCAGGUCCAGUUCCAGCAGCAGGAGGAGUCACGGCAGAAAGCCCAGGAUCUGGAGAAAACGGUGUCUCGGCUACAGAAACGCAUCGAGGAUGAGUGUGCGCUGCUGAGAAAGAAGGACCUCAUUAUUGACCUGCAGGCCAGGAGGGAGAAGGAGAUGAUCGCAUCUGUUCACAGCCUGCAGGAGAAGGUGCAGCAUUGUCUGGAUGAUGGCGUCAGGCUGCCUGUGCAAGACUUAAAGCGGCUGGAGGUGGAGAACUCUCAACUCCUGCAGCAGCAGGAUCACAGCAGCAGGCUGCUGAGGCUUCAGAGAGAAGAGAUCGACAGACUGACCUCACGGCUAACGAGUAAAAGCGUGCUGGCACCGCUCUCGUCUGGAGUGAGAGUCUCAGAAGUGGACCGGCUGCUGAAGGAGAUGUCCCUGUGUCUGCUGGACCUCCAGGGUCUCUGCAGCAUCCUGUCUCAGAGAGCUCAGGGAAAGCAGCCCAGCCUCUCUCUGCUUCUCGGCAUAGAGUCGUUCGGCGUUUCAGCAGACCACAGCGAGUGUAAAGCAGGCGAGGAAGAUGAAGAGGAGCUGAGCUUUAAGCUGCUUGAAGUCAACCGGUUGAGAAGAGACAUCGAUGAGCUGAGGAGAAACAUCUCAGAGCGCUGUGCUCAGCAUAGGACUGAAAGUUGUCCCACAGGGACACCCUGAGCCUUCUGAAGCAAGGUGUCAGCUUUUAUUUGAACCUACUUAAAUGAACAUUUUUCCUGUCUUCAGACUUCUACGUGUGCAUAACCCGUCCCUGAACUCUUAAAUGUGCUGGGAAGCAGUUUGUCAGCUGAAACUAACUUUCAUCAUUCUUUUAUUCAGAGAUCUACCAAAACAAAUACAGAGCGGCUCUUUGUAGUCGUGUUUAUUAACAUUCAUUUUAUUCAUUUAGCUUGAAAAUGAGAAUUCUUGCUCUGUAUUGAAAAACUCAAAUGUAACAAUCACCAUUUUUAGUCUAUUUAAAUUUUAAUAGUUUUAUUUUUGAUGGUAUCUUAGUGUUCAGUAAUAAACUACUUCUAUCAUUUUACCCUGGCAGACUUAAAGGAUUAUGCAGCUUUUGACAGUAAUAAGUCCACUUUUAUUGUGGACCCAUCUAAUUCACCAAGCCCUCACAUCUGGGUCUGAAUCUGCACUCCCAACCAGACAAUCUCCCUGUAAUGGUGCUGGCCUACAUGUUCAUAAGGAAUUAUGCAUCGUUUUAAGGGAAAACACACCCAUGCUUAUUUACAGUUAAACUGGAAAAUUAGUAAAUGUUGCCAAAGUCCAUUUAUGGGUUAGGGUUCAGUUCAGACUGAGAGACCAUCUAAAGCAGGGGUUGGGAACCCUGGUCCAUCGAGGGCCGCUAUGCAUAUUUUAGGCCCUGUCCACACGUAGCCGGGGAUCUGCCAAAACGUAGAUAUUCUUCUACAUUUUGGCCUGUCAUCCACACGAAAACGGAGUUUUUUCACACGAAAACGGAUCUUUUUAAAAACUCCGGCCAAAGUGAAGAUCAGCGUUUUCUCCGUUUUGGGUGUCUGCGUGUGGACAGACAAAACCGGAGUUUUAAGGUCCACAACGUCACUUUCCGCGACAAAAAAAUGCUGACAUCACGUGUGCGACCUGUGUUUACACUAGCCGACAGCAUGGAUGCCCUCAGAGCUGCGCUCGCUUUAUCAAUUGUCCAAGCGCUCUUUGCUUGUUUGUUUUUGCAAGCGGAAUUACUGCUCCUUGCGGAAGACCACAGACGAAGGACGAGGUUAAGAACGGGGGAAGUACUGCCACCUACAGGUCUGGCAUGUCCUUAACAACGCAUUUAUCCGGGUACGUGUGGACAGUUUCUUUUUAAAACCAGGUGGUGUGGAUGCAAGUUUUUGGAGGGGCGGAUAUUCGUUUAAAAAAAAACCCGGCUACGUGUGGACUAGGCCUUAGUUUCAACCCUGCAUCAUCACACCUGAUUUCAAUCAGCAAGUGAUUAACAGGCUUUAGCAGAGCCUGAUGAGCUGCAGAACAGGUGAAUCAACCACUGUAUCAGAAGUGUUGAAGCAAAGACAUGCAGGAUACCGGCCCUCGAGGACCAUGGUUCCCCACCCCUGAUCUAAAGGCUCAGGAACCCUCUGCAGGUGUUCUGGGUUCAUCAGCUGAUGAGAGUGUGACACUUUGAGUCAAGAAUAGUGAACCUUUCACAAUUUUCUAAUUGUCUUGAGAUGCUGAAUGUGGGGUUUUCAUCAGCUGUAAGCCAUAUUCAUCACAGUUAUAACAAAUAAAGGCUUUGCAUGGAAUGA
Nothobranchius furzeri (turquoise killifish) is the source of this 4071-nucleotide messenger RNA. It is a transcript of the gene cep85l, whose product is annotated as centrosomal protein 85, like. The record is from RefSeq and is a predicted model, not a curated record. Gene Ontology annotation, cellular component: centrosome. NCBI's taxonomy places the organism in Eukaryota, Metazoa, Chordata, Actinopteri, Cyprinodontiformes, Nothobranchiidae.